Messenger RNA from Camellia sinensis, 795 nucleotides. The record is from RefSeq and is a predicted model, not a curated record. Lineage: Eukaryota; Viridiplantae; Streptophyta; Magnoliopsida; Ericales; Theaceae.
AUGUUGCUUUUAUCGCUUAAAUUGCCUUGUUUAUACACCAUUUACACUUCUGCAAAGAAAAUUUGGAAAGCUUUACAAACUGAGUAUGAUAUUGAAAAGGCAGGAGCAAAAAAAUAUGCAGCUAGCCAAUUUUUUCGCUUCCAAAUGGAGGUUGAAAAAUCAAUUGUGGAGCAAGCACAAGAUUUCCAAAUGAUAGUUGUAGAAGUAAGAUCUGAAAACAUCAAGAUUGGUGACAACUUGGUAGUUGUAGGACUUGUUGACAAGUUACUGCCAUCUUGGAGAGAAUUCCAAAAGAACGUGCGUCACAAACAAAAAGAGACUUCCUUAGAGUCGUUGAUCACUCGCAUCCGAGUUGAAGAGGAGGCUAGAGACCAAGAUGCAUUGAUAACACAAGAGGAUAAUGACAAUUCUACUACAAAGGCAGAUUCUGGUGCUAAUAGACAUGUUUGUUAUGAUAAAGUUUGGUUCAAGAUGUAUACUCCCUUUGAUGAUGAGAAAACAAUUAUGCUUGAUGACUCUAGUCAAACCAAGAAACUUGGGAGUGGUGAAGUUGAUCUUAAGUUCACCUCUGGAUGUAUGCUUACUUUAAAAGAUGUGCUUUAUACACUGUUCAUGAGGAAGAAUUUGAUGUCAAGUUAUUUAUUGAAUAAGGCUGGCUUUACGCAAACUAUGAAAUCUGAUCAACAUGUGAUUACCAAGAAGGGUAUUUUUGUGGGUAAUGGUUAUGCUUGUGAUGGGAUGUUCAAACUAAAUGUUGAUAUUAAUAAACCAUCUAUCAAUUCGGUGCUCCCUUAA